UCUUGCGGAGGGUUUUAAUUUUGCAUAUUCAGCUGCUGGUAUAAUAAAUACUGUGAUGGAGGUGCAAAUGAAAGGGUCAGGGUAUAACGAUGCAGCGUACCCCUGUAUAGUUCAAUAUAUUUUAUUUCCUCCUCACGUAGUAAUUGGCCCUGGUAGUGCAGAUAAAGAUAGUAUAUCGGAAGAUGAAACAGAUGAAGGUACGGUCGAUGGAGAAAAUGGUGUUGAGGAUAACGAAACAACUGGAGACUUUCAAAUAGUUAUGGAAGUUUGGAUCGAACCCCAAUGUGGCUAUGCUCAGAUGAACUCGCGAAAAAAAGCUGCUUAUAUGCAUUCCUGUGAAUACCAUCAACUUCCUGAAGUGAUAUCCAAAGUAGACAAAGAAUGCAUCAACGCCCUCCUAACCCUGGAGCAUCUUAGCCUAAUGUGUCAAGUGUUACCGCCAAGCAACGACAUCCCAUGUAAUCAGCAACAAACAGGUUUAUCAGGAAAUCAACCAACUAGCAGCAAUGUUAACAAUAACUGCAAUAACAACAUAAGUCUAAACAAAACAACAACAAGACGGGCCACGUACCCGGAGAUCUCGGAAAAUGCUCUCAUCGACAAUCGCAUUCGCUCCAUGCAAUUCGAUUUUGAUACGCUCGGUAUUUUAUCCAAGUGUCAGCAAGCGGAACUUCUAUUCUCCAUGUUUGCCGAUGAUGUUAAAGAUCAGCUGCAAGAAGAAAACAAUGCCAAUGGAAUUUUAAUGGAAGGCCUAUUGAAUCAUAUACAAAAUUUACAUAAUAAAGAACUCAUACUGAGUGCAACGGACUCGAAUAGAUUUACUAAAAUGCUUGCAGCAAGACACAGAGAGGAAGAAUCAAAAUUCUUCUUUUGUAAUUAUGAAAUAGAAAGGAAUAGCAAGCCAAUGUUAUACCCGCGCUGGAGAUGCUUUAUCAAAGGCAUCAGUGUCACUCACGUAAUAGUCACGCUAAUACCAGCAUCAGAGAAUGAUGUGCAUUUAAUGACAUAUCCGGAAGAAGAAAUCGAUCGUCACGUUCUCACUACUCCUGUAUUUGAGCACCAGCAAGACGACUCGACAAGUGAACAGUUGGAUUAUAAGCAACUUGAGGUGUACGGAGAUAAUAGGGAACUAUUGCCAUCCGCGGAUGCAUCGUCCAUUCAAAUUGCUUCUGACAUCUUGGAGAGCAAUGAACUGGACUACUUCAAAAACGCCUUGGCUUUCAGCUCGCCUAAAACGACAGAUACGUACGAAAAGUCACUGCCAUCGACUGUCGAGAACACAAAGCGCGGACUUAUACUACCGAUAUACGUGUAUGAUUGUUCCUUGGCAUUGCUCAUCGAUGCGCUCAUUGAGAAACUUGAAAGACCGAGGUUCAAAGACAUCUAUCAUAACCAUACCUAUCGAAUGAAUGAACAACUCCACGAGGAUUUUAUAAAUCUCAAAUCAGCUGAUACUACAAAGCCGUCGUCACCUGAACCGAAGAGCGAAGACUCCGAUAAUAUUCCCAACGAUCAACGUAAUCUCACGGAACACUGCAAGGUCUUAAGUUUGGCUCACUGCCAUUCUUAUGUGGUGGCAGUUUACAAGUCUCUGGUUCUUCAACAACCAUUAAACUAUGAUGACAUGGAUGCAGCGGUCGAGCAGUGUGAGGAAUGCCUGAUUGAAAUCAAUAUCACGGAUUAUUUGCGAGCUGUUUGUCAACAUCUCAGAACACCCGACAAUGAAGGGACCCCAUGUAGCGAGAUGCGCAAUAUGCAUAAUCUAAUUAAGGAUAAAUUUAAGAAGAUCAUUAAUGUUGCCUUUAAGCAAGUGCCUGUACAUCCUGAUUUCUACUACUGUCUACCAUCCUGGAAAAAUGACAAACUGGCUGAUGCGGUACCGCAAGCAUCUUCCGACAGUGAUGACGAAGUACGUUUUAAUUCUGAAGCAAUUAAUGGAAAACUAUGUAGCUCUAUGAAAAAAGUUAAUCAUAUCGGUACGAUCAUGUGGUCUGGAAAUGGCAUGCACGAACGUUCCAAACUUUCUAAAAGCUCUGAUUCAACCGACUCUUUCAUCAGUGAUCUACAAAUGGAUGCAGAACACGAUCAUGAUCAGCCCUUAUUUCUUCAACUUAAUUGCUCGAUUCACUCCAAGUCCAGCUUUUCCAGUACUGCCGUCAAACUUCUUCCAACUUGCUUUACUGAAAUUACCCAAAAACUCGACGAUUACAAUCUUAAAGAUUGCGGCGCUUCUUCUGGUUUAAAAAUCACUCUUGAUAUAAUCUGUCUAAAUUUACCAAAGGAAGUUCUCGAAGUAAGCAUCCAGAAUACACCAUCGGGCCUGAGAACAACUUCGUAUUCUAGCGAAAGUAGUAUGCGUGGCGGCCCCGAUAAUAAUGAAAAUAGCUUUGACAGACUUCAGACAGCCGAGGGUGAACAUAUGCACGAGGGCAUGGCGAAUUUACCGAGUCAUCAGUAUGCCGCAGUGUCAAAUCUCGUUGAGGAAAUCCAUUGGCUGCUGAGAGACGAAACCGCGGCAGUGCUUUUGGAUAAGUCCUCGCCUACGGAAGAGACGCUGAAUUUUGUGGCCAAGCAUGUAGCCAAUUCAAAUAACAGAACAAGCUGUUACAUGGAUAAAGUGCCUUUACAUUUCGUUUUCUCGUCGGAUAACAGCCUGCCAAAAUUUAUGGAGGAGCUUAAGAAAUUAACGAUAGAUCGAUAUUGUAUUCGUCAAGGAGGCAAUUUAUUUUACUUUGUAAAAAAGACAUUAAAUACGAAUAAUAUUAUCUGUGUCGAUGAUAUACAGCAAACGUCUUUUAAAGACGGAUCUGCGGAAAAACUCUUAGACGAUGACAACUCGGUUUUCAUCGGAGACGACUUACAGGUUCCAACGUCUGUACGAGUAAAGAAGCAAGACUCUGGCGAUCCUCCCGGUUAUCAUUCGGAAAUAUCGAGUAUCGGCGACAAUCAAGUAGGUACAGACGAUGGCUACGAAGGGGACAGUAGCGACUCCGAGGAUGACUGUCAGUGGCUUAUUGAUCUCGAUCACCGACGAGAUCUUCUUCCCAAUUUCUGGCUGAUACUGCGCGUUCAGGAUGGCCAUGUCAAUGUUUAUUUUCACUGCCGGUUUCUCGAACUUACUUCAUCGGAAGUCGAUCGUUAUCAACAAGUGCAAAAAACUGCAGUACUACAGAUUAAAGCAAUAUGUCAAAGAGUCAAUCAGUAUUUGUUACUACGUGAUUUACAUGACAAACGUAUGUGUGAUCAACUACUUGAGCCUGAGUCUAUUGAAGACCAUACGUGGAAAAAUGCUGAAAAUAAUUCUGAAAGCAGCUCGUUACCGUUACAAAAUCAGAACAGUAAUGCGACAAACGUCUCACCAGGAAUGUUUCGUUGUCCCAUUGUAUGGGAGGUACCAUUCUGUUUGCAUCACCGUUUGAAAACUGGACCUGGUAAAACUGGUAUGUCCCGCGGUAUCAAAGCUCUGCAGGCUGUGCUUAAUCGCUUCUCCGUGAACAACCGUAGUAAUAUGUUCGUCUACCAGGAAAGCAACGGCAAUGUCUUUUACUUAAGAUUACACGAGCGGACGAGCGAUGACAGGCCACUACAAAGUAGCAAGCUCUCGGAGAGCGAUGAAAGGCUAAUGGUAUCACGUAGUAGCAGUGUAGCUUCGUUAUCGCAGGCCAAGAGCUUAGGGAUAUCGACGGAUCAGAGCUCGUCGUCGUCGACUUCGGCAAUGGAUUUGCUUAGGCCAAGAGUUCGCUCUUUCGGCGAACGAGAAUCGGAUAUAUUAAACAAAUCUGGUGAUUCGAUUGUAUUAAUGGUACAUGGUAUAUCAGAGGCUGGGCCGGAGGUGAGGUGUGAGCUCGUACAAGUAUUGCAAAAUCGUCUAGACGACGCCGUUCUCGAGGUUUUAUCCGUUAUGUUAGCGAGGAAUCCCAUGUGCAAACUCACACCGUCAGAUGUCCACUUCAUUCAACGACAAUAUCGUGCUCCCGAAAGCGUUAUACAAUUGUCUGUGCAGCAAUGCUGCUUACGUCAUAUGGGCGCACUCGGCUACUACCUACGCCAGAAUAUACUCCAAUUUCUUUAUACGCCCAAAUACAUCGAUACAAGGGCACACUCUCAUUUUCAAGAUUACUCGCAAUCUGACGGCUCGAGCAAAAGGGUUCCUGAAAGUGACAUUUUUUUAUACAACCAGAGUCACUCGAGUGGAAGCCGAGGGAUAGCGUGCAUUGCGAUCGCAAUCGUUAAUGAGAAAGGCGAGAUUAUUGCCACGGAGAACGAGAAUGUUUUUGAUUCGAUGUUCCCUAUUUGUCCGGAGAUUCGCGACUUUGAAGAAAUCGUUUCGACCGACGUAUAUUGGGGGCAGAAUUGUGAUAAAAAUGAAUCGCAAGAAUUAUCAAAAGCUUACAUUGAAUUUCGUAUAUGGAAACAAGGCCGUGUGAACUUGGAAUCUCUCGUGCAAAAGUUAAAAGCCGCCGUUAGACACGCAAAUUGGGAUCUAAUCACUGAGUAUAAUUUUUUACCAACACCUUUAGCCGAGCCUCUAUAUGAGAAUUCCGAAGAUAUUGACGAGGCCGACGUGAGAAAUAAUCCCUUGGAACUGAAUGGCUACGAAUUAGGUGAAAAGGGAAAAUUAAGAAGAGUUUAUCAAACAACAAUGGCUUACUGGUUUCAAUUUGCACUGGAUUUGUCUGCGCCGGCUAUAAAGAAACACGUGGUCAUUUUGGAAAGACGACACUCCCUGCAAGUAAUUCUAAAGGAAUUACAAAAUCUCGUGCAUAGUCAUGCGCUUGAUACAACGGCGCGUACCUUUGUACAAUGGAGCAGACAACCAUUUAUCGACAACAGGUUAACUCAGGAUGAAUUAUUACUCAGCAAGACUCUAGAAAAUGCCGAUGGGAAUGUCAAAUGGCUAUCAAAAGCCUCCGAACAGGAAAGCUCGGACGAUUUGAUUUUCUUGCCAUGUGAUGUGACGCAAGAGCAGUCAGAAAUGUACGUUAGGAGUAUUUUAAUUGCCAGAAAUUUUAAUCAGUGGAAAGCAUCAUUUAGUAAUAGAAUCGAAUCUGAACAACUUAUUCCAAAAGAUCAAAAAUUACUUCAAAAAUUUAACCCAUUAAUUUUAGAAAAAACUUUCGUACCCAGACAAAGAUUGCUUCUAGCUAAAAUACAAAAUCAACAUAUUAUUCUUUAUAUGUACAACUGGUCCAAGGAACGUUCCGAAAAAUUAAUAAAACAAGUAACAAAUUUGGGUCUCUGGCUAUCUUCUAGAUCAAACAUAUAUUCCAACAUAAUAAUGCAAAAACUUGGAAUAUUUCAUCAUCAACCUAUUAGAAACUACGAACAAGAGGAGCAUAAUCAUUCUCAAUACUACCACAUAAGUGAUAUGGAAAGUCUCGCAAAAUUUCCAAAUGUAGGGCACGCUGAUAACAAAGAAUGGCAACGGAUUAGUAGUCGGGCACAAACGGGUAAAGGUGCAAUGCCAUUCUCAUGGAAUCACAUGAUGGGUCAAGUGAUGCGUGACGCAAAACCAUGUGGUCAGUAUCCUCCAAAUACCACUGAUCCUGUGGUGAAAGCUGCAUACGAUUUUCAAGAGCUUCGACACAAGGAAAAAAAAUCUAAAGAUGACCUUAAUAAGCUUCACACCAUGUGGCAAAGUCGUGGGGCCGUGCCAAAUAUUCCGAUUUCUUUGGCUACUUUAAACACUUUUAAACAACAUUCUCGACUCAUUCACUAUUGUCACACACCUUUGCUAUUCUUACCAACAUGGCGAUUACAAUCAGCAGCGACGAGAGACCAUUCGCUGACACCGCCUCCGCUUCAUUUACCUCUUAACGCACAACAACGAUCAAGAAGUACUAGCGAUGCAUCUAUGAAAAAAAUUGUUUCUAAAUGGCACACAGAAAUUUGCGAAUUAAUGCUGUCUGAAUAUAAACAGUACCUUCAAGUAUUAGGAUUUAAUCCAAUUCAAAUAGAAUCACAACAAAAAAUUGAAGAGGUAUCAAUUCUUAAUCAAGCCUUUUAUCUUAAAAAGUCUAUGUUAGGUGGGGUAUUAUUGUUUGAAAUUCACUUAGCCGAACCAUUUUUUAUCGUUAAAUUACGAGUAAUCGAAUGCAGUCGAUUACAAGCAAAGUCCAGCAGUGCCUUAGUAAAUCAGUUUAUGUUGAGUUUCGUAGAUGUCUGUGAUAAGAUAAAAAUAAAUAUGCAUUUACAUUCCUUCACCUACGAUUUUCAUCUACGAUGUAUACAUUCGUAUAUCGCUGGGAAUUGCCAGUGGUCAUUGAAACACGGUUAUCAUCUUACAAAUUUUUUGGACGAUUUCAAUAAAUAUUAUAGCAAAGCGCCUAACUAUGCUAGAAAUUUAAUCUACAGUGGUGUCGUGACAGUGAACAAUUUAGUGACACCUGCGCACACUUUGUACCAGUACCUGCUCUCACACGAGAAAACCUAUGAUAUGCAAGUGUUCUCGAUGUCCGACGACUCGGACGACACGCAACAAAGCGAGUACGUUCUGGUAAGACUACAGAGCACACCUCUACUCAGCUACCAUGACGCCCAAGACAUCAAGUACACGGACGACUUUGACGUCGCACUCAUUGUCACUUGGCUGGAACAGUUCUCUCAGCCAGACAGCCGCGACAUUACCCUUAAAUAUUACCUGAUGCUCACGAGCAAGCGCGAACUUUAUCCCAAGCGCGAGGUCGAGAGCAACAAUAAAAUUGGCAAAUUUCGCACUGUAUAUAGCGUCGUCAAAUCCAUGACCAACUCCCAAAUGGACAGCCUGUCCGAGUCAAGUCCCGUGUCGACCAAUUCACCUUCUCUUGGUAAGCAGGUCAAAAGCGAACUACUGUCGAGUUCGAGUGAUCUGCAUGCCGAGAUCACCAAUACCAAAUGGGACGCAAACGCCCCAGAAUCAUUAUCAUCGGUAAGAGAUUACGAAGGCUUAGAGGCAAAAAGUCUAAAAGAGGAUAUGCAAAGUCCGAUGGCCCCAACACCACCUCCGGUACCCGAAUCGCCACUCGCCCCCAACAUUCUCAACAGCACCAUGUCCUACUCGAACCUCACACAGAUUCGCCAGGAGUCCAUCAAUUACUUGGGCUAUUACUCAUCGCACGAGCAGCUCAUGCAGCAGCUCAUCAUGUCUCAAGCGAACGCCGCCCGUCGCCACAUUAGCAAUAUGAUUGAGCAAGGAGCCCUCCACUGCCGCACACACUUACUUUGGAAUCGUUUGCUCGAGAACAGAUCUACCUUAACGUAUGCCGAAUUCACCGAGCUCCGUUCGCUGGCUUGUGUCGAACCUUUAUCGAGGCUCGACCCAAGACUCAAUCCCCUAGUCAAUCAGCCGAUCGUCUGGUACCAAAGCCUAGCCAAGCUUCUACAAAACAAGUACCAGGAGUAUCACAAACAAUUUAAUGCUCCUGAUGGCAAUAUUACACAUCAUCUUAUACUGCAUCCGAAUUACGUGCAGGCGUUUAUGAUGUUGACUAUUGAUAUGCACACGUCCAGGGGGGAAUUGUAUGCCGUUUACAGAAAAACUGAAGGAACCAUAAGUACACCGUUCACUGUUGGAGAUAUUUACAGUUUGAUCGAGGACUUUGUUAACGCCUGCUGUUUUCACCUUUGGGUGGGACUUUGCUCUUAAAUACUAUGUUUAU
Messenger RNA from Ceratosolen solmsi marchali, 7637 nucleotides. Its product is annotated as protein SZT2. NCBI's taxonomy places the organism in Eukaryota, Metazoa, Arthropoda, Insecta, Hymenoptera, Agaonidae. The record is from RefSeq and is a predicted model, not a curated record. The transcript has 23 exons. Gene Ontology annotation, cellular component: peroxisome. The coding region runs from base 56 to 7624 and encodes 2522 amino acids.